Melampsora larici-populina 98AG31 is the source of this 762-nucleotide messenger RNA. RefSeq lists its product as uncharacterized. Lineage: Eukaryota; Fungi; Basidiomycota; Pucciniomycetes; Pucciniales; Melampsoraceae. The transcript is spliced from 4 exons. The coding region runs from base 1 to 762 and encodes 253 amino acids. The record is from RefSeq and is a predicted model, not a curated record.
AUGUCGGAUGAUGCAGUUCAAGAAGCAGUUGAAGGUUUGGAAUUGCUAUCUUUUCUUUUGGACCUUGCAAUCAAUCCCAUAGCUGAGAUGAAGUGUCUACAACAGUGUACUCUAGAGACACACACAAGACACAGGUUCAAACUCAAACUCGAACUGGCAAAGGUGCCGGUGCAAAAAUCCGAUCUGAAACUUCAGACAUUGGCAAACUGGGGUUGCAAAUUCCAUCUCUCCACCAAACCAAAGCUUUUGCCAACAUUAUCUAAAGAACAUUCAGCUAACAAAGCUAUAGAUACUCCGACCAAUGGUUCUGCUUCAAAGAAAUCCAAUGUGGAUGUUGGUCAACAGAACAAGAAGGAUAAAUGCAAAGACCUGAAAUGCGGAGCACAAUUGGCUCAUCUACAGACCUCACUCGCAGCACUUGAGGAGAAAAUUAUAAUGUAUUCAGUCAAAACCUUACAAGAAAAAGGGCAAGUUGGCAAUAAAGCGUUCAGUCUACUUGACAAAGCAAUCAUGGAUAUCAAACAACUUGAAAGUGAGGUUGAAUUUCUAGAGGUUGAGGCACUUGAUCUCAAGGAAGAGUUGGAUUCAGCUCAUCACAGGAUCACGACACAUGAGAGGGUGAUCCAAAGGCUUUCAGGGCCAGAGCAGGAUGACCUUGUUCAACAAUACAAUCAAUCAACCCAACGUGGGUAUAGAGGUUUGAUUGUGGUAAUGUAUCCACCACAUAUGUCAACUGAGCUCAUAUAUGGACGUUCACUUUGA